Molecule: messenger RNA, 246 nt
Organism: Phytophthora nicotianae INRA-310
Lineage: Eukaryota; Oomycota; Peronosporomycetes; Peronosporales; Peronosporaceae
Exons: 2
Coding region: 1-246 (81 amino acids)
Source: RefSeq, a predicted model, not a curated record
AUGAACGCGGAAGACCUGGUGAAUGUACCUGAGUGCACGCCCUGGCCAACACGGACGUGUUCUAUUCAUCAGGAAAACAGCACAAGCGGCGCCAAUAUCUAUGCAAGUAUUUGCCGCAAGGAGGAGGGGAAUACACGCACCUGCUACGAGAUCUGGGACGAGGUCUGGAACGAAGGCAAAGCGAUUCCUUCUAGACUUAAAAAGAAGAUCAGAUUCCGCAAACGAAACGAGAGAGAAGAAGACUGA